This is a messenger RNA of Knipowitschia caucasica, 420 nucleotides long. NCBI's taxonomy places the organism in Eukaryota, Metazoa, Chordata, Actinopteri, Gobiiformes, Gobiidae. The record is from the annotation of a GenBank genome assembly.
AUGUGUCGUAAAGCAAUGGAUUUAAAGCCUAAACACCACUUUAAAUCCGAACUCCGCAGAAUCGUGGGUCCCAGGCUUGGUUUGAGGCUGCUCCGUGUCGCCGUGGAGCAGGAUACGGGCCUUACGCACUGGAGAAGCAGCCUCUUGGUCAACUCAACCGCGCUCAAAAAAUACCUCUACAAAGCCAAGAAGCGGGCGCAUUUGGCAAAACUGGCCAAACAUGUGAGCGAGGGCGAGAACAUGGAGGAAAUGCCAUCGCUUCCCUACAGACAUGCAGCAAACAACGAGAUUUCGACGCACAAUACGGCGCGCUGUGGUAGAAUCCAGACCAUCGUGCGUAAUGGUCCGUGUGUGACCCGCGGCGGAACUAUGACUGAAAAUGCCAAAAAGCGUCUCGUCCUCUAUAGGGGGCGCCACUGA